AGCUCCAGGGAGGAAUUCAGAGCUGGUGAGGGCAGCUUUGAAUUUCUGCUUUGAAUAAUCGGAGCCUGAACGCAGAAAACACCUUGCACGUGUGACUUUAUGUGCAUAAAAGACUUUGCCAUAAAAAUUGAUUUUCAGAGCAAGAUCUGCCCUCGUUUUUUAAUGACCUGAGUGUGGCUGAGCUGUAGCUUUCACUUAGUUAAGCUCAUUUCCCACCUGCUUUUCAUUUCGAGACCCGCCAUGGCUUCGGGGGUGGUUGUUGAGAGUUGCUUCGGUGUGUGAGGAUGAAAGAAAAAAGGGGGAUUUUUGGAGAAAAUAUGAAAAAAAGGUGGAUAUUUGGAAAAAAAUAUCAAACAGAAAAAUGUGGAUUUUCAGAGAAAGUAUGAAAAAAAUGUGGAUAUUUGGGAAAAAUAUGAAACAGAAAAAGGUGGAUUUUCAGAGAAAAUAUGAAACUAUAAAGGUGGAUUUUUGGAGAAAAUAUGAAACUAAAAAGAUGGAUUUUAGGGAAAAUAUUGUAUUUCUCUUGAGCUUUUGUGCCCGAGGUGAUGCCAGCCCUUUGUUGAUGCCCAGUGGGCUGCUGCCUGAGGACCACAAGCUCCAAUUGUCUGGGGGAGCGUGAGUGGCUCUGGCACUGAACACUGCAGCCAUUCAUGGGCGCUGCCUCGGGGCUCACAGGAACCUUUAUCCCCGCAGGGAAACUGGAAUUUUCCUCCAGGCCAGAAGCAACAAAGCCCAAGGGGGAAAUGAGCCCGUUCAGCAGGGAUUUGUUCCAUCCUGGGAAGGGCAGGGCACGACUGUAGGGAAGUCCCCUCUUCCCUCAGCCCAAGGCAGGUCCAGGAUGGAACAUUCCUGCUCGCUCCUGCUGCUCUGUGUUAGCUUCAUUUGUGCACGAGCUCUGCCACCCAAUGGAACAGAACUGCCCAAAACAACCACAACCACCAACUCCACCGAGGAGAGCACCUUGCACAAGGAGCUGCUGACCUCCCUGCUGAUCCUGGUGCUGGUGGUGAUCAUUUUCGUGGUGCUGGUGGGGUAUUUUUUCAGGUUCAGGAGACACAGGAAAGCUGUGGUCAACUCCGGAGACAAGAAGAUGCCAAAUGGGAUCUUGGAAGAACAAGAACAGCAGCGGGUCAUGCUGCUCAGCAGGUCUCCCUCGGGCCCCAGGAAGUAUUUCCCAAUCCCUGUGGAAAACCUGGAGGAGGAGAUCCGGAUACGCUCGGCCGACGAGGGGAAGCUCUUCAGGGAGGAGUUCAAUUCUUUAACGUCUGGAUAUGUGCAGGGAACGUUUGAAAUGGCAAAUAAGGAGGAAAACAGGGAGAAGAACAGAUAUCCCAACAUCCUGCCAUAUGAUCAUUCCAGAGUGAUUUUGACCCAAAUUGAUGGAGUCCCACCUUCAGACUACAUCAAUGCAUCAUACAUAGAUGGUUAUAAAGAAAAGAAUAAAUUUAUAGCAGCACAAGGACCCAAGCAGGAAACAGUCAAUGACUUCUGGAGGAUGAUCUGGGAGCAGAAAUCAGCCAUUAUUGUCAUGUUAACCAACCUGAAAGAAAGAAAAGAGGAGAAGUGUUUCCAGUACUGGCCUGACCAGGGCUGCUGGACGUACGGCAGUGUCCGUGUGUCCGUGGAGGACUCCAUGGUGCUGGUGGAUUACACCAUCCGCAAGUUCUGCGUGCACUCGCUCCAGGAGGGAUGCAAAGCUCCAAGGCUCGUCACACAGCUCCACUUCACCAGCUGGCCAGAUUUUGGGGUGCCUUUCACACCUAUUGGCAUGCUGAAAUUCCUGAAAAAAGUCAAGACCUUGAAUCCUGCCCAUGCUGGCCCAAUUGUGGUUCACUGCAGCGCGGGCGUGGGGCGCACGGGCACCUUCAUCGUCAUCGACGCCAUCAUCGACAUGAUGCACGCCGAGCACAAGGUGGACGUCUUCGAGUUCGUCUGCAGGAUCCGCAACCAGCGGCCCCAGAUGGUCCAGACUGAUAUGCAAUAUUCCUUCAUUUACCAAGCCUUACUCGAGUACUACCUCUACGGUGACACGGAGCUGGAUGUGUCAUCCCUGGAAAAACACCUCCAGACUUCCCACAAUGCAGCCCCAAACCUGGUCAAAAUAGGGCUGGAAGAGGAAUUUAAAAAGCUGACCAACGUGCGCAUCAUGAAGGAGAACAUGAGGACUGGCAACCUCCCGGCCAACAUGAAGAAAGCAAGAGUCAUCCAGAUCAUCCCCUAUGAUUUUAACAGAGUGAUUCUGUCCAUGAAAAGAGGGCAGGAGUACACGGAUUACAUCAAUGCUUCCUUCAUAGAUGGCUAUCGGCAGAAGGAUUAUUUCAUUGCCACCCAGGGCCCCCUGCCUCACACGGUGGAGGAUUUCUGGAGGAUGGUGUGGGAGUGGAAGUGCCACACCAUCGUGAUGCUCACCGAGGUCCAGGAGAGGGAGCAGGAAAAAUGCUGCCAGUACUGGCCAUCAGAGGGCUCUGUGACUCACGGAGAGAUCACGGUGGAAAUCAAGAGUGACAGCCUGAUGGAUGCCAUCAGUGUGAGGGACUUCCUGGUUACAUAUAAUCCGAGCAACCAGGAGAAGCAGAGCAGGCUGGUGAGGCAGUUCCACUUCCACGGGUGGCCGGAGAUCGGGAUUCCUGCCGAGGGGAAGGGCAUGAUCGACCUCAUUGCAGCUGUGCAGAAGCAGCAGCAGCAGACAGGGAACCACCCCAUCACUGUGCACUGCAGUGCUGGAGCGGGGAGAACAGGAACCUUCAUAGCCCUGAGCAACAUCCUGGAACGGGUCAAGGCUGAGGGGCUCCUGGACGUGUUCCAGGCUGUGAAGAGCUUGAGGCUGCAGAGGCCACACAUGGUGCAAACACUGGAACAGUAUGAAUUCUGCUACAGAGUGGUACAAGAUUUCAUCGACAUCUUUUCAGAUUAUGCUAAUUUCAAAUGAGAAUUCUGCCUUAUUUUUUAAUUUGUCUGUAUAAAUAGUUGUACAUUAUGUUAAUUUAUUCUGUGUCACUUGGGUUGUUGACUGAACUGUAAAUACAACGUUGUGCUGGCUCGAAAAGUUGCAUUUGCUGUAUAAAGUUGUUUCUUAAAUAUAAAUAUCUUCUAAAGUAAAGUAUAAUGUUCCUAUACUGUAUAGCACUGUAAGAUGGGAUAGAAAUCUUUAUUCUAAAUAACAAAAAAUUAAUUAUUGGGGGGUUUUUUCCUUUGAAUUUUGUCACUCAUAAAUAUUUAUCAACAACGUUAUCUCCCAAUUCCUGAAUUUUUUUUACAGCUCAUCCUAAAAAAAGUGAAUUUGGGUGCACAUGUUUGAACAUGUUUUGUUCACCAGGAAAAUAUGUUCACCAUGAAAAUAGAUAUUUAUUUUUCCAGGCUGUUUUAAAGAGCCUCCAGGUUUUGUUGGAUUUUGAGUCUUACUGUCCAUAGGAAAAAAUCAGUAGAAAUACAGAUUUGAAUUUUUGAAUUAACAGAACUUUCAAAGCCCUGUUCAUUUGGGUUUUUUUUUUUCCAGAUAUUGUUUAAGUCAACUUAGAAAGGCAAUAAUGUGAUUUUUAGAAUAUUUUGCAUAUUUGAAAAGUGUAUUUUGCAGCACCUGAACUUGUCUACUUGAAGAGAAAGGCCAGAAUGGAGUUAAAAGCUUCUCCUCUCUAUAAACACCUGCAUCAUUUCCCACUUCUUUAAAAUAAGAGAUGAACUUAUUCCUUGAUUUGACUCAGCAGGAUAAUUAAGAGGUAAAAAUUGGAAAAAAAAAUAUUUUAUGAGCAGUUUAAUGCCAGAAACAUUGAGUAUUGUAGCAAAGGUUCCUCCAGGUUGUUACCCUCCCAGAAAUGCUAUCAAAAAAAGACUUUCCAUAAGGGGUUUAGGGUGUGUACAGAGAUAUAUUUUUACUGAAAGUACUACUGAGAGUAGAAUGGGUGACAGAAAAUAUAAAAGUUUUUAUUACAGCCCUGACCAGGGGCUGGCAAAUCCCCCAAAAUCACAGGGCAGCUGAAUGUUGAGUAAUUACCAAAUUUAUCUCUCCCACCCUUCCGUUAAUGAGCACAAAGGGGUGAAUCUGUAAUUAAUUAAAUAACAGAUAUGCAGCAGCUCUGUCUCGUCCAGCCGGGCUUUGGCCGUGCAGCAUCAGAGCCUAAUCUCAAACAAGCAGCUUAACCCGAGCUUUUCCCUGCUGCUCUUGCACUAUUUUAUCCCAUUCCAGUAGAAUCUCCUCGCACCUUGGAGCAAUGCAAGGGGAUGGGAAGGUGCCCCUAGGUCUCCUUCCAUUCCAGCCGGGCUGGAAGAGGUUUGGGAUAGGAAUUCCUGAGCCCCCAGUCCCCACAGUGCCACUGGCUGUUCUUGUCUUCCAUGGCUGCGCUCCCGUGUUUAUCUGCACAGUAAAUUGUGCACUUCAAAAACGAGAUUGGUUAGAGACUGAACCUCGCUCGUGAGUCUCUAGGAGAAGAAACACUCAAGCCACAGGGCUGGGUACUGAAAUGGAGCUGAGGAAGGGAAUGUUCCUGAAACUCCAUCCGAAUGGAAAGAGCCAGAAUAAAUUCAGCCUGGAAAUGAUACAAGGGGGUUGAGUCUGAUUUAUGGCACAGCAAGACUCCCAGAGGCUGGAGAGGAAUGCAGAGGAAUUCCCAUCUUAUGAUCCUGAUGUCAGGAUCUUUCCAACCAUUUAGCCCACAUUUGAAUAACAAUUUGUCAGAAUUUGGGGUCACUGAGGUAAAAACUUGGGGUGAGUUGUCCAUGAAGUCAGUCUCAGUGCAGGAGACUCCAAAAGGUGGGAAAAUAAUGCAAAGGAAUUCCCAUUUUCUGAUCCUGAUGUCAGGAUGUUUCCAACCAUUUUGCCCGCAUUUGAAUAAUGAUGAUAAUAAUAAUAAUAAUAAUAAUUUGUCUGUUAGGCAGAUUUGUGGGUCCCUGAGGUAAAAAGUGGGGCUGUCUCAUGAGGUCAAUCUCAGUGCAGGUGACUCCAAAAAAUUGGAAGAUAAUGCAAAGGAAUUCCCAUUGUAUGAUCCUGAUGUCAGGAUCUUUCCAACCAUUUAGGGGGCAUUUUAAUAAUAAUAUUAAUAUUAAUAAUAAUAAUUUGUCUGUUGGGCAGAUUUGAGGGUCCCUUUGGUGAAAACUGGGGUUGUCUUCAUAAGUCAGUCUCGGUGCAGGAAGAUCCAAAAGGUUGGAAAAUAAAGGAAUUCCCACGUCAUGAUCCUGAUGUCAGGGUCUUUCUGACCCUUUCGCUAGCAUUUGAACAAUAAUAAUUUGUGUGUUGGGCAGAUUUUGGGGUCCCUGAGGUAAAACCUUGGGUUGAGUUGGCCACGAGGUUGAUCUCAGUGCAGCAGUGACGGGGUGUGAGGGUGUGGGGGUCCCACAGCCCCCCAGGAGCUGCAGCACAACUCCAGCUGCCCACGGGGCUCCCUAAAGGCCUCCCUCCAACCAGGAGCAGGAUGGAGUUCAGCUGGAGCACCAAAUCCCCGGUGGGUACUCAGAUUUUAGUUAAUAACCAGACUGAGACAUGGUGGAGGAAAGAGAAAUGCCUAGAAUGGAAUUCAGAACUCCCAGCUGUAGCUCCGUGAAGGUUUCUGUGGAACUUGAAGAGCUCCCUCGGCAGUCCCGGUGUGUGCUCGCUGGCUGGGGCUCUGGGGAGGGUCUUGGUGGACUGGAAUUUCCCUUUGGCUCUGCGUGGAGUUCCUUCAAAAGGCCAAAUAGUUGGAUUGGAAGUGUCCUUCUGAUCUGUCUGUGCUUUUGGUCACUGUGUGACUUGGACUGUUGAUGUGUUCAGAAGGUCCCAGCUCAGCACGGAAGCGUUCCCUUCCCAACGCCCUCAUCCCACCAUCCAUGGAUCCAUGGAUUCCCUGUCCCAAAGCAAUCCCUUAAAAGUGCUUGGCUGACUUGGGCCUUAAUGAAGAAUGCAUACUGUAAUUAGCAGUGUUUUUUAGGCUAUUUUUAUGUAUUUUUUAAACUUUUAAAAUGAGCCUGACCACCCCGUGUUCAGUCUUUUGAAAUGUUUGCGUUUCCCUCGUCCCAUUUUUCAUGUAAAGUUACUGGAACUUUUCUGUAUAACCAAAAUGUAUUUAAUUUGUCAAAUCUUUAUAAUAUAUGUAUGUAUUAUACAGUUUCAGCUCUUAUUAUUUUCUUUUCUUACGUUUCUAAUUUGAUCUUGCUGUGUUUUUAAUGCCGGUGAAUGUGGCUGAAUUAUUUGUAUAUGCAAAUUGCAACAUCUAAUACAUUCUGAUGCAAGAACAAAGCUUCCUUUUUAUUCUCCACCUGCAUUAUUUCCUU
Motacilla alba alba is the source of this 6240-nucleotide messenger RNA. RefSeq names its product protein tyrosine phosphatase receptor type E (gene PTPRE). The transcript is spliced from 20 exons. Lineage: Eukaryota; Metazoa; Chordata; Aves; Passeriformes; Motacillidae. Gene Ontology annotation, biological process: protein dephosphorylation. The coding region runs from base 839 to 2929 and encodes 696 amino acids. The record is from RefSeq and is a predicted model, not a curated record. Gene Ontology annotation, molecular function: protein tyrosine phosphatase activity.